GAGAUUUGUUAAAUAUUUUCAUUAUAAUUAACAUGUGUUUAAAAAUAUCCAGAAUUUAUUGUAUAUAUUUUAUUUAUUCUAGGAGGAUAUUCAAAUUUUUUAUUUAGAUUUUUAAAAUAUUCUUUUUAUUUAGCAAAUAAUGCCUCCCUUCAAAGCAGUUGAACACCCCAAAUGUCCUAAAUGCGGUAAAUCAGUCUAUGCCGCGGAAGAAAGGCUGGCCGGCGGUUAUCAUUGGCACAAAUUUUGUUUCAAAUGCGAUCUUUGCAACAAAAUGCUCGAGAGUACUAACGUAACCGAACACGAAGGAAAAUUAUAUUGCAAGCAAUGUCACGGUAGAAAAUUCGGUCCUAAAGGUUACGGUUUUGGUGGGGGAGCUGGAGCACUUAGCAUGGACACUGGAACCCAUUUGGGCAAUUAUGAAGGAGGCGAAAUGACGAACGUUCCAACUUCACAUUUAGGAAAAGAUGCAACAGGGAACGCUGCCCCUCCUGGUAAUGAAGUAUGCUCCAGAUGUGGAAAACCUGUUUAUUUUGCCGAAAAAUUGAUUGGUGCUGGCAUGCCUUGGCACAAAAAUUGUUUCCGUUGUGCUAAAUGUGGUAAGCCUUUAGAUUCAACAACAGUCGCUAAUAAUGAAGGAGAAAUAUAUUGCAAAUCUUGCUAUGGAAGCUUGUUUGGCCCGAAAGGGGUUGGAUUUGGAGUUGGAGCUGGAUGUCUUAGCACUAAAUAAUCUCUAAAAAAUAUCAAUAAAAGUGUCACAUAUACCAAUUUUGCUUUAAAUGUACUAUAAUUCGUUUUUAUUUAAAUUCGGCUUUGCGAUUAGUCAAGGAUAUAAUAAUAUAAUAUAAUUAUUACUUAGAUGUAAAAAAUUUUUUUUUGUCUUUUACCCACCAAUUUCAUGAUCUAAACUUAAAAUUUAUUUUUGCCUAGAAAAUUUUUUUUUACUAUUGAAUAAUAUAUCAUUCAUAAUAUGGAAAUAAAAAAUAUCAUCGUC
This is a messenger RNA of Gordionus sp. m RMFG-2023, 991 nucleotides long. RefSeq names its product cysteine and glycine-rich protein 1-like. Gene Ontology annotation, biological process: muscle tissue development; sarcomere organization. The transcript has 6 exons. Gene Ontology annotation, cellular component: nucleus; cytoplasm; Z disc. The record is from RefSeq and is a predicted model, not a curated record. The coding region runs from base 140 to 727 and encodes 195 amino acids. Gene Ontology annotation, molecular function: structural constituent of muscle; actinin binding. NCBI's taxonomy places the organism in Eukaryota, Metazoa, Nematomorpha, Gordioida, Chordodea, Parachordodidae.